UAUAUUGAGUGGAACAAAGUAGAACGGUUCAGAUUUUACAGCAAGCUGAGUAUCUCCAGCUAACUAACUACCAAUAACACCCAUGUCACAGGCAUCUUUUAUUUAGUUCCACUCUCGUAAUACAUGAAAACUGCUUCAAAGGAUUCUCAGUUUACACCAGCCUUAUCCCCGUGGACCUAAAUUUCCAGAGUUCUCACUGCAUUAUAAGGAAGACCUUACUUUUCUCUCAGCUGUCCCUACAUUUCACCGCAAGAGCUCUUAAAAACCAUUUACAUCAGCUAUAAACUAUUUACUGUAUCUUGGUUCCUGCUGCAGUACUUCAUAUAAAUGGCUCAAGACAUGACAGAGAAAGAUCUGCUAAAGAUGGAAGUGGAACAGCUCAGAAAAGAGGUCAAAACUGAAAGGAUAAUGGCUUCCAAAUCAAUACCUGAAAUGAAAUCAUACAUUGAAUCCCGUAUGACGGAAGAUCUGUUGAUAAAAGGAGUCCCAGAGGACAAGAAUCCCUUUAAGGAGAAAGGUGGAUGCUUAAUAUCGUGACAAAGGGAAAGAUAACCUUCACCAUGCAACAUCCCAUACAGUAUACCAUAAAGCCAUACAGUAGAAUUCAUGUCUUACUUUUAACUAGAGCCACUACAGAAGUACGGAGAUUAUUUUCAUAUUAAAAGUUGAAAGAACUAAAAUGCAUGAUUUUGGAAAGUAGUUGGACAUCCAAAGUUUUUUUUUAAUAAUUCAUACAGUAUGUUGGUUUAUACAGAUAGAGUUGCAUGACCAAAUAAACAUUGACAGUAUAACGCUAGUUGUUUCAACAGCAA
Xenopus laevis (African clawed frog) is the source of this 812-nucleotide messenger RNA. It is a transcript of the gene gngt2l.S, whose product is annotated as guanine nucleotide binding protein (G protein), gamma transducing activity polypeptide 2.1 S homeolog. Bases 328 to 537 code for a protein of 69 amino acids. Gene Ontology annotation, biological process: G protein-coupled receptor signaling pathway. The transcript has 2 exons. The record is from RefSeq and is a predicted model, not a curated record. Gene Ontology annotation, molecular function: G-protein beta-subunit binding. Lineage: Eukaryota; Metazoa; Chordata; Amphibia; Anura; Pipidae. Gene Ontology annotation, cellular component: plasma membrane; heterotrimeric G-protein complex.